AUGUUUGGAACACUUUCUCAAGAGAUUGAAGUUCCUGUUGCAGCAAAUGAAGUUUGGAAAAUCUAUGGCACUAUUCAACUAGCUAAUAUUGUAGUUAAACACCUCCCGAAUAUCGUUCACCGGGUCGAUAUACUUGAAGGUGAUGGUGGUGUUGGAUCAAUCCUCAAAGUAACAUUUCCACCAGGCACACCACUUUUGACAUCUCACAAAGAGAAAUUUGUUGUUGUUGAUGAUGUUAAGAGGGUGAAAAUUGCUCAAGUAGUGGAAGGUGGACUUCUUGAUCUUGGUUUUACACUUUAUAAGGUUAAGUUUGAAGUCAUAGAAAAGGAUAAAGAUACAUGUAUUACAAAAGCAACAAUUGAAUAUGAAGUUAAGGAAGAAGCAAUAGCUAAUGUCUCAUUUAGGCGGAUCCAGGAUUCAAAACGCUAUGAUGAAUAUAUGAGUGUGAUCUUAUUUCAUAGGCGGAUUCAGGAUUCGAAACGCUAUGAUAAACAAUUUGGCAGCAAAGAUAUUAGGUUAACUUUGUUAAAUAUUGAUGCUACUAUGAUUUCUACUAUUUAG
This is a messenger RNA of Capsicum annuum, 561 nucleotides long. Its product is annotated as norbelladine synthase. Gene Ontology annotation, cellular component: cytoplasm; nucleus. Lineage: Eukaryota; Viridiplantae; Streptophyta; Magnoliopsida; Solanales; Solanaceae. Gene Ontology annotation, biological process: defense response; abscisic acid-activated signaling pathway. The transcript is spliced from 4 exons. The record is from RefSeq and is a predicted model, not a curated record. The coding region runs from base 1 to 561 and encodes 186 amino acids. Gene Ontology annotation, molecular function: abscisic acid binding; protein phosphatase inhibitor activity; signaling receptor activity.